AUGCGCAGCAAGCACGACCAUAGAAUCAUCGAUGCCCAGGCUAGGCACCAUCUGGGCGACUGGGGAUGUAAACCAACCUGGGAUAAGAAGCAUGAACCCAUAUUUAGCACUGUGUUAGCCUGUCUAAUCUUCAGCGUACUGUCUACUAUACCUUCCUGUCAAUUUGCUGAAGGGGUCUUGUUUUACAUGGAAAUCAUUUUAGUGAUGUUCUUCAGCUGUGAGUAUCUCGUCCGUAUGUGGUCAGCUGGAUGUCGCCAACAGUACCAGGGCUUGAGAGGAAGAUUCAAGUUUGGUAGAAAGCCCAUCUUGAUCAUUGAUUUAAUCGUUGUUGUUGCAUCCGCUGCUGUGCUUUGUUUUGGUUCUGAGGGCCACGUCUUUGCUGCCUCGGCUAUAAGAGGUGUUCGAUGUCUUCAGAUUCUUCGCAUGCUUCAUAUGGACCGCCAAGGUGGCACUUGGAAACUCCUCGGCUCGGUGGUUUUUAUACACAGACAGGAGCUGAUUACAACUUUGUACAUUGGAUUCUUGAUGCUGAUCUUCGUCUCGUAUUUUGUCUACCUGGCUGAGCGUGACAACCAGGAUGAGAGAGGCAGAAAGCAAUUUGAAACCUAUGCAGAUGCCUUAUGGUGGGGUGUGGUAACUUUAACAACAAUUGGAUACGGAGAUAAAGUUCCCAUUACGUGGCUAGGGAAAAUCAUCGCCUCAUGUUUUUCAAUAUUUUCCAUUUCGUUCUUUGCUCUUCCCUCAGGUAUUUUAGGGUCUGGAUUUGCCUUAAAGGUGCAACACAAGCAAAGACAGAAGCAUUUUAGUCGUCAGAUUCCAGCUGCUGCAAGACUAAUACAGUGUGCAUGGAGAUGUCAUGCUGCAGAGAGCACCACAGACUUUAUUUCGGAAGCCACCUGGAAGAUCCACAUUGCCCCUCCCAAUGCCAACAGUACCGCUACCCCAACUGCUCCAAGUACCCCAGCUUUUGUUAACAAGACUCAUCUGCUGAAGAAACGUAAGAAUUCUAAGCUGAAGGAAGCCUUAGUACAAUCGACGUUACUGGAGUUUAUCCCAAGCAAGUCUUCUCCUGAGAAAACUACGGGAGUGAAUGAUACAGUCUUCAGUGAGGAUCCCUCAAGUGUCUUUGAUAGGCUGAAUAGGAGACGUUUAGACGGUGACCGUGAGCCUAGUGAGAGGUACCGGCCACUCCAGCGUCUAUCAGAAAUGUUCUCAAUGGAUCUACCAGAUCCUGAGAGUGACAUCUUUAGCUUUGCCUAUGUUCCUGAAACAGUAACUAGCCUAACACCAACACACAAAAUAGCCAUCCGAGCAAUCCGACGCAUUCAGUACUUGGUAGCUCGCAAAAAAUUCCAGCAAGCAAGAAAGCCAAUAGACGUCCGAGACGUUAUUGAACAAUAUUCUCAGGGACAUAUGAACAUGAUGGUGCGCAUCAAGGAACUACAGCGACGACUGGACCAGACUGUUGGCAAACCUGGAGCAUACCUUACAAUUGACAAACGGAAACAGACCAUUUUGGCACGGAUGUCUAUGAUGGAGAAUCAGAUGUAUGUAAUGGACUCCAAACUUGAUGGAUGUUUGAAGCUCCUCAGUACAGUGGCUAAAAAGCUUGAGGAACAGAACGGUGGACAGGACAGUCCACGAUUGGAGCCUGCACAGUCUCACAUAUAGAGUCUGUUCGCUGAAUCUGUUUUUUUUUUUUUAUUUAUCAGGAACGAGAAACAACACAUAUAUUUCUGACAAUAAAAUAUUGCUCAGGUUUUGUUACCAUUGAUGGACAUAUAGAAAAAUGGCAAAGACAAAAGAGUUUUUAAAAAAUACUGACAGACAAUCAAAGGGACGGAUGGACUAACAAAUGACAUAGCAUAAAAGGAGGACAGUCAGGAAAUGUUGAUUGGGGAUGUUCAAUUUCAAAAUAUAGGUAACACUUAAAAGAUUUCAAAAAUAGAGACAAUUUUUACAAUUGUAAAGUUAUAGUUUAAAUUUCAGACUACAUGUAUGUUCAAAUAGUCUGAGGAGAUAGAAAUGACAAACACACAGACUGAUGGACAGACAAACAAACCAACUGACUGACAGAUGACUGACUGACUGACUGACAGAACCACAGAUAAUAUUCACUGGCCAAAAUGCAUGAGACUAAAAGAACAGUGAUAUUUAUUCAUUCAUUCAGGAAUUGACAAAAAAAGGAUGUUGACUUGCAAUGAACGGACAGACAGAUUAACAAGGAUGGAAAGGCACUCAGACAGACUGACAACUGACUGACCACGGACAGGAAGCACACAGUACAUGCUUAGUUACAAUACAAUAACUGACGUGCAUAAGACAAAAAGGACUGACAAAAUUGAUAUAUUAUUCUUCAAUGUAGUGCAAAUUGAACGUGAAAAAUCAUAUCGGCUUAGAGCCUUUUACUUUCAGACAAAACUGGUCUCUUUUCUCACAUGAAAAUCACAUUUCUUGCUUGGACAAGUGACACCAUUGUGCAAUUGGACAGUACAUACCGAGGCUGUGUAACUGACACAUAUCCAAGACAACCAACAUGCCCCUUCCAAUGUGAAUAAUUCCUCUAUUUUUAUUUUUAACUAGAAUUUAUUUAUAUAUAAUACAUAUGUAUGCAUUUACCAGCAGUAUUUCUCAUCAAAAUUGUAUAUUGUGUCUUUUUUAUGUUGGAUCUUCUUUUUUAAUCAUAGGAAAUAUACAACAGUAUUCAUUACAUUAAAUAUUCAGAUUAAUUUUGGGAAAUGGUGUCAUUGACUCUCAAGAUGAUUGAGGAUAUAAUGAUUUUAUAUCAUCUAUUUAUUCAGAAAGAUUCAGAUGGCUGUUGAUUUAAGUGUUCUCUGUUUAUCAAAAUUUGGAGUGAUUUAAAUAGAUCAUUUUUUUAUCAAUUAUAUGUGGUGUCCAGUGAUCUACAACAAUAAUUAUUGUAAUCUUGUGCCUUACAUCAGUACUGUAUAACACAUUUUGAUUAUGGUCGGGGAACUUUGUAUUCAGACAUUUAAAAACAAAACUACUGAAUGAGUGAUUUGAUUCUAUGAAUCCUUCUUUUGCACCAAUUUAUACUAAUUAUCCGGUCAAAACAAAUGUUCUGCUUCAUUUACUCAAACAGUGUGUUCAUGUAAAACUGCACUUUUCCACUUUUGUUUUUGGUAGCCACAGACUCCUAAAAACAGGAAUCAAUUUUCACUUGAAAUAAUUAAUCAUUUUACAGGUUCUAUCUCUUUCUUUUGGGAUGAUUGUGAAAAGUUGUAUUCCCUGAAAUUUUGAACCCUCAUCUUCCCUAUUCAAAAUGUUCCAUUUAUACCAAAAACCAAUUGUUUUAAUUUUGAUUUUUCCUACUCUCCAAAAUUACAUUCACAGAUUUUAUGAAGUUGUACUAAUGAGUUAUAUACUCCUUGACUCAUUAAACUUGACCUUCUGAGUAGUGCAUAGAAUCUCUAGAAUUUGAACCCAGCCAGGCCGACAAGUUAGUCAAACGAGAGGCCUGGUGAGAUGAGAGAUCUGGAGGUAGUUUUACCAGUUUCCAGUGGCCUAUUCUAAUGCUGCAAUACCAAUCUGUGACAACUCUGGCCCAUGAUAUAUCUCUUCCUGUUUUGACUUCUAGUUCAAUUAAAUGCUUCAAGCAAUUUAAAACAUGUAACCACUUGAACAAAUUUAACUUGCUUACUUACUUGUUCGCUUGCUUAAGGGGUCCUCACAACAUGUUUUUAAUACAAGAAAUAUGGAACAAAAUAAAUGUCAUAUGAAACUGAA
Molecule: messenger RNA, 3747 nt
Organism: Patiria miniata (bat star)
Lineage: Eukaryota; Metazoa; Echinodermata; Asteroidea; Valvatida; Asterinidae
Product: potassium voltage-gated channel subfamily KQT member 1-like
Exons: 14
Coding region: 1-1671 (556 amino acids)
Biological process (GO): potassium ion transport; transmembrane transport
Cellular component (GO): membrane
Molecular function (GO): voltage-gated potassium channel activity
Source: RefSeq, a predicted model, not a curated record